Molecule: messenger RNA, 2958 nt
Organism: Trifolium pratense (red clover)
Lineage: Eukaryota; Viridiplantae; Streptophyta; Magnoliopsida; Fabales; Fabaceae
Product: calmodulin binding protein PICBP-like
Exons: 2
Coding region: 432-2489 (685 amino acids)
Molecular function (GO): calmodulin binding
Source: RefSeq, a predicted model, not a curated record
GUGAUUGCAUAAUUUUUUUAACAAAGUGAAAAUAAAGUUAAUGUGUACUCUAAAUCAUCCAAUUCAUUAAUCAAUGAAAGGUUAGGCAGCAAAACCAGUUCCAUUAGUGCAAGUCAGCUUCAAACAAACACUAUCUCAGCUAUAUUCAAACAUGAUCAUCUCCCAAACAAACCUUUAUUGAAAAUAACCAAAAAGAAAAACCAAACCAAAACCAAGAAAACCAAAAAGAAUAUCUCUACUUGUUUGUGUUUCAAGCUUUCAAAACCUUUCCUUUCUCAACUUCCUCACAUGAAAACCAAAACCAAAACCAAACCAAAAAUUUUGUUUCCUUCCUCUCCUUAAACUCCACAAAUCCAAGAAAGGAAGAAAAACAAAUUACUUCAAAUUCAUAGUUCCCUCUUGUGAAUGUUUUUUUCUUCCUUUCUUGAAAAAUGGUUCAAAGAAAGGUUCAAAAUAAGCUUAGUAUCAAUAUUCAACAUGUUAAAUCAGAGAAAUUUUUAGCAAACAUGAAAAUUUCUUCAUCUUCAUCUCAUCAAAACCAAGAUGGAAAAACAAAAGUUUCUGAUAUGAAGAAGAAAAUGAAGAAAUCAAAGUUAGUAAAAAUUUCUGAUCUUGAAACUCUUCAACUUCAACAAUCAACACCACCUUCAUCAGUUUCAAGAAGAACAACAACACAAGAUUGUUCACCAAAUUACAUGAAACCCACAAGUAGUUCACAAUCAAAAAAGGAACUUUUUCAUGUGGGUCUUAGAAAAACUCAAUCUUGUUCUGUUAUUGAGAAUCUUGAUAGAAAAUUUUCAAGUGAAUCAAAAGCUAUAUGUAAAAAACCUAGUUUGAGUUUGGUUAGAACAUUAACAAAAACUACUAGUUUCAAAGGUUGUAGAAAUUUUCCUAGAAAAUCAACAAGAGCUACUUGUUCUUCAACUUUGAAAGAUGCAAAAUUUCCUUCAUAUCUUAAGCUUAAUCCUGGUGGAACUGAGUUAGAAGGAAGUUCAGUUAUGAGGGUUUGUUCAUAUAGUUAUUGUUCUCUUAAUGGUCAUCAUCAUCAUAAUUAUGGUGAUUUGCCUCCUUUGAAGACGUUUAUGUCUUCGAGGAGACGUGUUUUGAAGCGGGUGAAGCUUGAAGCGCUGAGUCCUCGAAGUCGAAGAUUGAAGGUGGUGGGUGAGGUGGAAAAGAAGGGCUGUGAUGUUGAGCAUAAUGUGUUUGAUGAAAAGCCUGAGCAUGAUGAAAUUGGCAUGGAUUUCUUCAUUGAAAUAUAUGCUGAUGAAAAAAAGGAUGCAGAAUCUACAGGUGAAGAAGAAAUUGGGAAAACCGAUUUUCUCGAAGAUGUUGUGGAUCAUGAAGGUAUCAUCAAGUCAAAAAUUGAAGAUGAUGGUAUAGAAGCAGAUUUUCUGAAAAAGGUCGAGGAUCAAGAGAAAAAUGAAGUUGCAGAUGAAGAUCAACAAACUAGUUGGUCUCAUGAAGAAAUGAGUAUGGAGGGUGCCGACAAUAACAUGGAUGAUUCUGAUUCGGAGGCCGGUGAUAUGGAGUGUGAAGAGGAACAAUUUUAUGGAUUUGGUCAUGAACAUGAGGCUGAUUCUUCUGUUUACACAGAUGAGGAAAAUGAUUCAAAAUCUGAGUCCUCAUCUCAGAGUUCUCAUGAUGUGUCAGUGAUAUGGUUAGAUGAUAUCCUUAGCAGCUAUUAUGAUGAUAUUAUUCUUGUUGAUGAAACAAUCAAAGAAGCCAAAUCAGAAGAAAAAAUCUAUCUUGAAGAACAGCCUCAAGAUGACAAAAGUGGAAGCAAUGAGACUCAAGAAAUCGGUUACCCCUGCAGUGAUGUCGGUUGCGACCAAUCUUCUUUGGCAGAUGAAAUAUUUGAUUACCUGAUAAACGCUGAAGAAAAUGUUGAUGAGACUAGCCAAGAGAACAAAGAUGAUAACAUCAACAAAGUGAAGAUCCAAAUUCAACCGUCUCCGAGUGGAUUUGAACUGUGUUCCUUGAGGCCAACAGACCAAACUCUUACAGCUGAUCAGGCACCUCAUGAAGAGAAGAGUCAAAUUCAAUUAUUUGAUGUGGUUGAAGAAAUCAUCAAAGAUAUUCAAGAUCAAGGCAAAGGUAAUAAAAGAACAAGUUGCAGAGUUGAUGAAGAGGAAGAGGAAAACACAAGAGAGAAUUGGAAAGGUAUAAUUAGGAGAAAGAGGUGUGUUGAAGAUGAAGACGAUGAAAUGAGGAAGUUUAAUCCAAGAGAUCCAAAUUUUUUGCCUUUGGUUCCUGAAAAAGAAAAGGAAAAGGUUGAUUUGAGACAUCAAAUGAUGGAUGAGAGAAAGAAUGCAGAGGAUUGGAUGGUUGAUUGUGCACUAAGACAAGUUGUUAACAAGCUUGCUCCUGCUAGGAAGAAGAAGGUUGCAUUGCUAGUUGAAGCAUUUGAAACUGUUAUACCUAAAUGUGAAUCUCAUUUGAGAAACAAAUCAGGGUUUGCUCAUUCUAGACACAUUCAAGCUUGCAGCUGAUGGAUCCUUCUAAGGUAAAGUUCAAGCCAAGAUGAAGUGUUAUCUGGCACAAGAAUCAUAGCCAAUGUCCAGGAUUGAUCUACAUGAUCAUAUCUGAAGCCUGGAAGCAAAAUUAUGCAGCUUGGAUCAUAUAAGGCCUUGAAACUGUUAAAUGGAAAUUGAAGCUCAAGGAAGGGAAUUAAUGGUUCUCACUUAAUAAUUAUAUAUGUGUUUGCUUUAAAAUAAUUGUGUAGUGUUAUAACCAUAAUUGUGUGUUUAUUUUGUUGAUGGUUUGUAUGUGAUGCACUAAUACUUGGUAUGAUAAAGGAUAUCAUGUAUUGUGUUAACUUAUUGUACUUGUUUGUACUUUCUAUCAUUCUGUGAUUGCAGUAAUGCUCAAGGACAAAUGAUUAUUGUUAGUUUGAAAUGUAAUUUUCUUAUUCUUAUAAUCAUGAAUUAUAAAAAAAUGCAAUUAUACUUGUUUGUACUA